Pestalotiopsis fici W106-1 is the source of this 1191-nucleotide messenger RNA. RefSeq lists its product as uncharacterized. The record is from RefSeq and is a predicted model, not a curated record. The coding region runs from base 1 to 1191 and encodes 396 amino acids. Gene Ontology annotation, molecular function: O-methyltransferase activity. The transcript is spliced from 2 exons. NCBI's taxonomy places the organism in Eukaryota, Fungi, Ascomycota, Sordariomycetes, Amphisphaeriales, Sporocadaceae.
AUGGCAUCAUUUGUACCAAAAAGCGAAGUGGCCGCGGCGGUCGGUAACGUAACAGCGGCCAUGGGCACGCUCGAGGCGGCUUUGACUGACGGCGAGGAAGCCGUCGCGCGUCGCCAUCUUCGCCAAGAGGCCAUGAAGCUCCUAUCGUCCCUCGGAGAUCCAAACGAAGAUGUCUGGCCACGCAUCUAUCAGGUCAACGUCAGCGCCGUCAUUGAAAUCUUUACUAACCUGGGUCUAUGGGAUGAGUUUACCAAGAGCACUACUAUAAGCCUGGCUACGAUUGUCGACAAGACUGGGGGGGAUGAGGUCAUGAUGACGCGCCUCCUCCAACAAUUGACUGCAAGUGGCAUCUUGAAGGACUCGCCCGGGCCAGAGUAUACCCUGACCGCUCUGGGGAAACCAUAUUUGGAUGAAAACCACAGAGCCUUCAAUAGUUUCCUGCUUCAAGAAGUUAUUCCAUCCAUCGUAGCCAUGCCGCGGACGUUGGCGGAACAUGGAUUCAAAUCACCCACCAGAGAGUCGGGCACGCCCUUCAAGUGGGCAAACGGCGAAGAGCUGUGGACCUUUCUCGGCUCACAUCCGCAGCGAGCACAAAACAUGGUCAAGGGCAUGAAGUCGUUGAGCACCGGAACCCUCGCCGGCACCGCGUACCCCUUUGGCGAGGAACUCGGCAAGCUGGACGUUCAGGACGGCGACGUUGCCAUUGUGGACAUUGCCGGCGGUCAGGGCCACGUCAUGGAGGAGGUGCGCAAGCUGAACCCACAGCUCAAGGGCCGCUUCAUUGUGCAAGAUCUGCCUUCGACGUUUGAGGCGGUGCCCCGUCCGCCCCCAGGGGUCGAGUUUAUGCCCUACGACAUGUUUACAAGCCAGCCCAUCAAGGAUGCGCACGUCUACUACUACAGACACAUUUUCCACGACUGGAACGACGAGGAUGUCAGCCGCUUCCUCCAGCAAUUGCUGCCAGUGCUCAAGGCGCGGCCGCGGAGCAAGUUACUGCUAGUGGACUUGGUGCUUCCGGACCUCAACGUUGGAAUCUACGAGGCGGCAAGAGACAUAUCAAUGUUCCCCAUUGGUGGUUUGGAGAGAACAGAAAGGCAGUGGCAGAAUCUGCUUGCAGCAAAUGGCUUGAAGAUCAAGAAAAUUUGGAGGGGGACCGAACCUGAGGCUUGUGUGGAGUGCGAAGUGGCGUGA